GUAUAGAGAGUCAUUCUGUCUGAGACACAAGAUUACACAAUGGAUUCCAGUAACUACAAGCUCUACCAUAAACAUGGAUUUGAUUCCAGACAGCAUCUAGAGCAUUACCUAUCAGAUAAACCUGACAUGGCCUAUGCAGAAGAUCUCUUGAUAUUUCCCAUUGAGAAUCUUAAGAAAACUUUUACAGAGGGUCAUAUUAAAGGAGACAUCUUGCUUGACCUCAGCAUUGGUUCCAUGGUUCACCAUCUGUAUUCAGGCUGUGAAUUUUUCAAAAAUGUAAUUGUAAUAAAGACCAGAGACAGAUGCAUCAUGGAGCUAAAAAGAUGGGUGGACACACAUACAGGAGCAUUUGAUUGGGGCCAUGCGGCAAAACUUCAUGUAGACAUGGAAGAAAACAGUGACCAGUUACUGGACAAAGAAGUAAAAAUGAGAUUAGCACUGCAACAUGUUGUGAAAUGUGACCUUGAGAAAGAAAAUAUAACAGAUCCGAUAGUGUUACCACUAGCAGAUUGUAUCAUCAGUGCUUGGCUUCUAGAUGCUGUUUGCAAAGACCAAGAUACUUACAUCAGAUAUCUCAGGAAGUUUUCAGGGUUGCUGAAACUAGGAGGACACCUCAUAUUAAUUGCGUCUUAUGGCACAACAUAUGUCACAGUAGGGAAAGAAAAGUUUCAUGCUCUCAGUUAUAAUGAAGAGUUUGUCAGGAAAGCUCUAUCUGGAGAAGGUUUUGUUAUUGAUAACAUUGAGGUUAAGGAGAGAACAGCUGUGUGUGACCUUCUUGACUAUAAAGCCACUGCUUUCAUUGUAGCUCACAAGGAGAAAUAGGGCUGAGUAGAAACUUGAAAUUACUGGAAAGGGGUUGUGCGGGCAGUUUAUUUUGAUGACGACACUGCCGAUCAGUUUGUUCAAGAGGAGACAGAGCUCCAUGCAAACACUGCUUCCUCUUUAUUACUCUAUGUGCCGUUUCCCCUCUAACGAUGGUGUCGUGUACUUACAAGUAUUCGCCCCAUUCACUUGAAUGAGUACUUGCAAUUAAACUGCACUUCUGAGAUGACGAGCAGUAUAAUGAAGAGGAAGAACCGCUUGCAUGCAGCACAGCCUACUCUUCAAAUAGCUGAUCCUGAGGAUAGGUCAUCAUUACAAACAGGCUGCACAACCCCUUUAAGUCUGCAUAUUAAGCUAGAGCUAAUUUGAGCUGGU
This is a messenger RNA of Bufo gargarizans (Asiatic toad), 1197 nucleotides long. RefSeq names its product nicotinamide N-methyltransferase-like. The record is from RefSeq and is a predicted model, not a curated record. Gene Ontology annotation, molecular function: N-methyltransferase activity. Gene Ontology annotation, cellular component: cytosol. The transcript is spliced from 3 exons. Lineage: Eukaryota; Metazoa; Chordata; Amphibia; Anura; Bufonidae. The coding region runs from base 40 to 822 and encodes 260 amino acids.